Molecule: messenger RNA, 3315 nt
Organism: Colletotrichum aenigma
Lineage: Eukaryota; Fungi; Ascomycota; Sordariomycetes; Glomerellales; Glomerellaceae
Exons: 7
Coding region: 1-3315 (1104 amino acids)
Biological process (GO): proteolysis
Molecular function (GO): serine-type endopeptidase activity
Source: RefSeq, a predicted model, not a curated record
AUGGCGCAAGACGUAGCUCAACCCUCUACUGGUGGCCCCCAAGAUAGUCGAACGGCUGCACUCGCCAAUAUGAAAGCCAAGCUGGGCCCUCGCAAUCCAAACUCAUCAGGAGCCGGUCGCACCCAGUCGGCUGCCGCAGAGGCACUCCGGAGCCUUUUGGAUGAACACAGCAAAACUAGUGUUGAUAAAAGUUUGUGUGCCAAGCAACUGAGGGCUCUCGGGAAAAAGCCAGAUUUGGUCAACACGAGAAACAAAGAGGAGCGGGACGUGGACACGAUGCACCAGUCCCUCGCCAUCAUGUUCAACAACGACGAUGAGGUGCAUGCAUCCCUCGCUGUCAAUGUGGGAGAUAAAAGUCACACGGAAGAGUGUAUUAUCAGAGUUGUUGGCGAGUUCAUCCUCGAGAAAACCAGCAAACUUCAGCAUUUGCUCGCCCGAGGCCUCUACAAAAGCACCAUCUUGCAUAUCAUCCUUGACCCUACCACAUACAGUCGAGGAUCAACCACUGACACCCAGAGAAGACUUGACUUUGGUCGACUCAAAUUCCUCGUCAAAUUUCUACUAUGGCUACAACCAGAGCUGCCAACCGUCAUGCGGCAGGACGGUACCACCCCUUUGUUUUCCGUCGUCAAAUCAGGACUCGUCAAAACCAACGAAGAAGACGCCGACAGUCUGGAUGAGAGUAGUGAGACUGGCAGCAACCCUGAGGAGCAAGAGGAUUCCUUCCUGGAUGAGAACACCAAGACCGAAAUCAUCCGGUUCAUUUGCAACCAAAACCCAGACGGGGAGGGGGGACCAACAGAUCCAAUUCGGUCUCUAGCGUUGCUUGCCUCUCACUCAGAAGAUCAGGUGUCGAAGGCACAACAUGCGGUCCACGCGGCCAUCGAGAGCGACUUCAAUCUGCCAGACGACAUCAUUGCAAGGCUGAAGAAUAUCAGAGUGAACUUCAAGGUGGCCGAGUCUAGCAGGGAGGAGGAAAAGAUUUGCCUGGAGGUCCCCGACCGAGUUGGCCGAACGUGUCUUCACCUCGCCCUUACAGCCCCUUUCACAACGAACAGGAUUGCCUGGGCUAAACAGCUAGCCAAAGUGCAGCCCAGUCUGCUUAAGCUACAAUACAGACAAAUCCGAACAGGUGAGUCUGAUGCUAAGGGCAGGCCCAUCGUCGACUACAUGACGCCCCUGCAGUACCUUGUCGAACAGAGAAAACCGACCGGGAUGAAUGGGCACAAAGGCAAGAUCAAGGUUGAUCUCCCCAAGGCAGUUAGCCUGCUGGACAAAAGGCUGGAUAAAGAACUUGACGAUCUGGAGGACUUCCUCAAGUGCCAGUGCCUGGAGUCCUUUAGCUACAUCACAUGCAAAGCCAUAAUGUACACGAGGCAAAACGAGCGAGAAAUCUUUCUCACCCUGUCAGAGGAGAUGAUUUCCAGUGAAUUUCUCGAGAACCAGAGAAGGCACUACAAACUCGAUACAUUACUCCAGAGUGUGUACAUUGCAAACAACAAUGAAGUUCGGUGGAAUGAUGAGAAGGCAUGGGACGAAAAGACCCACGAGAUGGUGACGGAGUGGGGUUGCCUGGGCGACACCAACCUUUUCAUGGUGUUUCACUGGCUAAAGGACCAGAUCCGGGUAAAAAAGGUGUUCGAGGUGGCAGUUGACGAGUUACUCACAUCAAAGCUGGGGCACAGUGACAUGGCGAUUGUCAAGUGCCUGCAGAACCUCGAUGUCGAAACUUGGGACUGGCGCCGAAUGGACAUUCCGGCCAAUGUCAUCAUGGAUGCAGCUGGAGAUCACGUUAAGUCGCUGUAUUUGUAUUGCAGCGGGUUGAAGGCAGUGCUGCAGAGCUGGUCAGAUACCAGAGGACUAGUGAACCUGAAGCGGCUGGAAAGAGUGGAAGUUGUGAUUUAUCAGGGGCUAGAGUCUAAAGACUGCGUAAGGAAGUUUGCCAAAGACUUCAAGGACGACAUGGAGAGAAUCCACGAAGAACGCUACAAGGUUGACAUUGAAAAAGGCUUGAAGUCAAAACUCGAAGUUGUAUGCAAACCGAUUUAUGCGCCGAAGACAAAUUCGCCGACAAACGACGCAGCAUCCAACAACGUCAAGGAAGAGGGCGAAUUGGGAUUUGAGGAGCAAGAUUGGCUCAGGUGCAUGGACGAAUUUGCUCUACUGAUGGAUAGAAUCGAGAAGAGCCCGAAAGUCAGACCCAUCAAGGUGGCUCUCAUUGACGAUGGCGUGAAGACCAGUUAUGACUGUCUGGACGAGAUUGUCCACUGCGGCAGGUUUGGAUGGGGUAGUGUAUCGGGCAGUACAUCUACCACAUCGAAAAGGGGCGACAAGAGGAAAGCGGCAAAUAACUACCCUCUCAAUUACAACCACUCCCAAACAGGCCAUGGGACGGUCAUGGCCUACUUUAUCCGCCGAGUGUGCCCUUGGGUCAAGCUUUGCAUUGCGAAGCUAGAGUGCCAGGCUAAGUCUGGCCGCAAUCAGCCAGUCACCUUUUCCAUAGAAUCCGCUACGGAGGCGAUCAAAUGGGCAGUGAACGAAAAAGUGGAUAUCAUCUCGAUGAGUUGGGCUAUCGACCAGGGCGACUCUAUCCAGAAGACCCAGGAGACCCAGGAGACCCAGUUGCGCGAGGCCAUCACGUUGGCUGAGGACCAUGGAAUUCUUCUCUUCUGCGCCAACCCGGACAAGAACAAGCCGGGCAACUUACCAUACAAGAGCAACAAGACCUACCCCAAAUCGUUGGUGUCUGAGCAGACGCUGUUCUGCAUCGGCGCGGCAACCCCAGACGGCAAGCCCUGGGAACGGAUACAUCAAAGCGAUCAGUCAUGCGACUUUAUCCUCCCCGGGGUCAAGCUCCGAGUCGACAUCCCUGAGUUAAUAAUCACCAGUAAGCGCCAAGGGGUGGGGAAGCCACCCAAAGAGUGGCACGACCACAGCGGCAGCUCCCUCUCGUGCGCGCUGGCGGCGGGGCUGGCCGCCAUGGUCUUGCACUGCACCCUGGUCAACGGCCUCUCGCCUGAUGGUCCAGAAUGGAAGUGGCUCAGAAGUCGCGACGGGAUGCGCAAGGCCCUUCAAAAUAUCAGCGAGGAACCUGCCGAUGAAAGGGGCCUCUGGUUGCAUGUGCGUAGCGUGUUUGGAGAGGCCGCGAAGACAAUUGACAGCCACCCAAAAAUGAUGCGGGACGCCUUGCGCAACAAUGUGGUGGAAAAGCUCCUCAGAGGGUCCCCGAGACUGAGCGGCGAUGGUCCAGGGGAUUCUGAGCCUGCUCCGCGUCUGUUGAAGAAACGGGCAACGAUCAAAGAUGAGAAAUGGUAG